UGAUGUUUUGGAAAUUAAUGAUGUAUCUGCUCUUGAUUCUGAAUUGAUGUUCUCUGAAAUUAAUGAUGUAUCUGUUCUGUUCUUGAUUCUGAACUGAUUGUUAAAAAAAAAAAAAGACAUUUUUCUGUAUUUUGUUUUUCUUUCGAAUCAUAUUUAUGAAAAGACAAAAACAUGGAAGAUGUUAUAGUUCAGAAUUGUUUCUCUUCAUGUUUAAAACUUUUUGAUUGUUUUAAAUCAGUUCAUGUUCAUUUUCGAGAUGAUUCUGCAUUCACCACUGAAAAGCUACAUCCUUUUCAUUAUUUUAUGAAAGGUAUUGCAUCAUUAGAAAGUUCAUGGAUAGGUGGUCGGGUAAAAGAGCCAUUGAGGUGCGACCUGACUCUAAGAAGGGGGUUGGUGUUGGUUUCAGAGAGAGACUUAUCAGCAAUCAUUGCAAGGUUCCUUUUUCUAGUGAUGAGAAAAAAUCUAUGAACUUUACUCGGUUUGUUGGCUGCUCAGAUAAGAAACAGAAAUCUAUUUUGUCUACAUACCGCUCUUCGCCAAACGGGAAGGAAGUAAUUGGAACUUCCUCUAAGGUUUGUGCCUCUAGCUCCUCUUCUUUGAAAACUGAGAAGCAACCGUUCUCUGAGGUGUCCAUGGAUUCAUCAGAGAGCAGCAGAGGUAGCGAAAACGAGGCAGAGACAGAUAUCUUGAAAGUUUCUCUUGGUAGAGAUGCAAGGAGAGUUAACAAUAAACUUGUUUAUGGAAAAGUUAAAAAACCUGAAGCCGAAUGCUCAAACUUGCCAUCAAGCUCAAGAAUCAAGAGAGGUUUUAGGCAGAGAUUUGGGUUGAGCAAGCAUGAGUCUCAUCCUGGUUCCUCUGACCAGUCAACAUCUGCAAACCAAGGAUGCAGCCCUUUGUUAUCUGGUGUCAUUCCAAGUGGUUUUGGAUUGGACAAAAGAUUCAGUCGGAAGGUAGAUACAAUCAAUAAGAGAAACGUUUAUGGAGAAAGCAGUUCUAGCUCGACCUCAGCUAGGGGGAAGGAUGUCACAGAACCACCAGCUGAAGUGAGACGUCAUCCAAGAGGUUCUGUUUCCGGUAGUAGACGGGAUAGACACCGUAUUUUGAAUGAUGAAAACGAUGUUGCUCUAGUUGGGAGUCAGAGAAAUAGAAGUAAUAGUCACAUUAGAUUCUCAAACAGAGGGAAUGGUAGAGAUGGUUUAACCUCUAUCAGGCCAACAGAGAUGUCUCAGACUGAAACAUCAAACAAUCUCAAUUCUCCUGUCUCUUUCGAUGUGUUCUCUGGUUUUCAAGACAGUUUUCGCAGCUACAAUUUAGAUGGAAUCUCCGAGAUUCUGCCAGAACUUGAUAGGAUCGAACAAGAUAUUGAGCUUAAUUAUGAGCAGGAUCUGCUUAUCAUGGAGACAGGUUUACUUCUUGGUGGACUAAGCUUCCAUGACCAACACCGAGACAUGAGGCUUGACAUCGAUAACAUGUCAUAUGAGGAACUGUUAGCUCUAGAAGAGAGGAUUGGUACAGUAAGCACUGCUCUCACAGAGGAAGCAAUAUCAAAGUGCUUGAAAACAAGCAUCUAUCAGAUGAAAACUUCAAGUUAUGGGUCUAUCACCAAAAGUUCUAGUGAUUAUAAGGAAGAUGCCAAAUGCAGCAUCUGCCAGGAAGAGUAUACAAUAGGAGAUGAAGUUGGGAGGCUACACUGUGAGCAUACAUACCAUGUGAAGUGUGUGCAAGAGUGGUUGCGGAUGAAGAGUUGGUGCCCAAUCUGCAAAGCUACUGCGGAAACCUCCUCUAAAUAACCGUAUUUUUCUUCUUCCUCGUUCGUUUUAUUAUUUCUUUCAUCUAAAGCCUGUGAACAACAAUGGAACCAGCCUAAAAAUGGCCUCACCAUUUCCUUUGUGUACAUACCAAUUUACACUGGCUUUGUCUUUCUCUAUCCCUUUUGUCUAAUGACAAAACUAUCCUGUUUCUCUUCU
Camelina sativa (false flax) is the source of this 1967-nucleotide messenger RNA. RefSeq lists its product as uncharacterized. Gene Ontology annotation, molecular function: ubiquitin protein ligase activity. The record is from RefSeq and is a predicted model, not a curated record. NCBI's taxonomy places the organism in Eukaryota, Viridiplantae, Streptophyta, Magnoliopsida, Brassicales, Brassicaceae.